Molecule: messenger RNA, 356 nt
Organism: Saitoella complicata NRRL Y-17804
Lineage: Eukaryota; Fungi; Ascomycota; Saitoellomycetes; Saitoellales; Saitoellaceae
Exons: 1
Coding region: 14-211 (65 amino acids)
Source: RefSeq, a predicted model, not a curated record
GAAGCAGCUUCAGAUGUAUUCAGAGCUCAAGUUACAUGAACAAGGCAUCACUCUUGCAGAGUAUAUGAACUCCUUGGGCCUUUCGACAAUGGCGGCGAAAACCAAGGUUUCGCCCAUGCAGAACUCCAUGGAAGCAAUUGAUGACGACGAUUGCCUCGAGAUAUCCUCGGACUAUGAGCCUUUAGAGUCUCCUUCCAUCCGCCGUGGAUAAGACCCCAUGCCCGAUAAAUUAUUCCCGUCGGAAGGGUUUUCCCACGGUCUUCGAGGAGUACGGAGUUGGUUGGGUUGUCGAUGUCUGGUCGGUGAAUUCUUAGACUGCUGUAAAUAGGUAAAUUGACGAUAGAGGAUUGAAAAAU